CCUCGGCUGAUUGCUCUACAGCCAUGCCGGGCGUCUGGAUUCUCCGGCCCCUGAUACUUACCUCUAUUGCUGGAUUAUUGUCCAGAAGUAUUAAUGCCCAGGUAACUGAAAUCAACUCUAAGGAGUUGGAAUUGAGGAACAAUGAUGCUCAUUCCUUGAGCCAAUCAUGCCAACGGCCCUGUCUUCCUGGUGAACGGAAAGCUACUGAGUACACAACUGAUGGACAUGAACCAGACUGUGUACCCUGCCAAGAAGGGAAGGAGUACACGGACAAGGAACAUUGUUCUUCUAAAUGCAGAAGAUGUAGACUCUGUGAUGAAGAACAUGGCUUAGAAGUGGAAAUGAACUGCACCCGGACCCAGAAUACCAAGUGCAGAUGUAAAUCAAACUUUUUUUGUAACAUUUCUGGGUGUGACCACUGUGACCCCUGCAUCAAGUGUGAACAUGAAGUUAUUGAGGAAUGCACACUAACCAGCAAUACCAAAUGCAAAAAGGAAGGAUCCAGAUCUCACAGGCUGUGGUGGUUUACCCUCCUGCUCCCGAUUGCAGUAAUUGGUUGGAUAGUGAAAAAAUACAUGAAGUGCAGCAAUGAAAAACAUGACCGUGAUGAAUCUACAGCACAAAAUCCUGAAACAGUGCCAAUGAAUUUAUCUGAUGUUGACUUGAGUGACUAUAUCCCUAAUAUUGCUGAAAUCAUGACAAUAAGUCAAGUUAAAAAAUUUGUUCGGAAGAAUGGUGUCAAUGAAGCCAAAAUAGAUGAGAUCAAGAAUGACAAUCUCCAAGAAACAGCUGAACAAAAAGUCCAACUGCUUCGUACUUGGUAUCAACUUCAUGGGAAGAGAAAUGCCUAUAACACAUUGAUUAAAAAUCUCAAAAAAGCCAAACUUUGCAGUACUGCAGAGAAGAUUCAGGAUAUGGUCUCGAAGGAUAUUACUAAGAAACAGAAAAAUGAAAAUGAAAGCCAAGACUUGGUCUAGAGUGAAGAACAACUAACUCAGUUCUGAAUGUAAACUGAAGAUAGUUACAAACUGAAGUGGAUACCUAGAACUACC
Messenger RNA from Propithecus coquereli (Coquerel's sifaka), 1052 nucleotides. It is a transcript of the gene FAS, whose product is annotated as Fas cell surface death receptor. Lineage: Eukaryota; Metazoa; Chordata; Mammalia; Primates; Indriidae. Gene Ontology annotation, cellular component: CD95 death-inducing signaling complex; external side of plasma membrane; membrane raft. The coding region runs from base 24 to 977 and encodes 317 amino acids. Gene Ontology annotation, molecular function: protein binding; tumor necrosis factor receptor activity. The transcript is spliced from 10 exons. The record is from RefSeq and is a predicted model, not a curated record. Gene Ontology annotation, biological process: motor neuron apoptotic process; immune response; regulation of stress-activated MAPK cascade.